CCGAGUAAAGGUGCGAAAGGAACUGCUUUGUCCCUUGGGGAUGAACAAUGUGAAGUGACACGGAAUGGCUACGAGUCCAAAGAGCUGGUGUACUUGGUCCAAAUCUACUGUCAGGGCCGGAGCUGGAUUGUGAAGCGAAGCUAUGAGGAUUUCCGUGUCCUGGACAAGCACCUGCACCUCUGUAUCUAUGACCGACGCUUCUCCCAGCUGCCGGAGCUGCCCCGACUCGACAGUCUGACGGACCAGUCAGAGUCAGUUUCACAGAUGCUAUUGGCUUACCUCUCCCGGCUAUCAGCCAUCGCUGACAACCAGAUCAACUGUGGACCUGCCCUCACAUGGAUGGAGGUUGACAACAAGGGGAACCAUCUGCUGGUCCAUGAGGAGUCAUCUAUCAAUGUGCCAGCCAUCGCUGCUGCCCAUGUAAUCAAGCGCUACAACGCCCAGGCUGCUGACGAGCUGUCGUUUGAGGUUGGUGACAUUGUGUCUGUGAUUGACAUGCCCCCCAAGGAGGACACCACAUGGUGGAGGGGCAAACACGGCUUUCAGGUUGGCUUCUUUCCCAGCGAGUGUGUGGAGCUGAUAAACGACAAAGUGCCGCAGUCCAUGACCAACUCAGUGCCAAAACCAGACUUGGAGAUGGAGAGUGUUAAGCAGGACAGUACAUGGGUGGCCGACCCGCUAAACCACUACAGCCUGAGUUCAGUGUCUAAGAAGCACGGAAAACUGAUCACAUUCUUGCGCACCUUCAUGAAGUCGAGGCCCACCAAGCAGAAGCUGAAGCAGAGGGGCAUCCUCCGCGAGAGGGUGUUCGGCUGUGACCUGGGGGAGCACCUGCUCAACUCGGGCCAUGAUGUUCCUCAGGUCCUCAAGAGCUGUACAGAGUUCAUUGAGAAGCAUGGUGUGGUGGACGGGAUCUACCGCCUCUCUGGAAUUGCCUCUAACAUCCAGAAAUUGAGGCAUGAGUUCGACUCAGAGCAGAUCCCUGACCUGACCAAAGAUGUGUACAUCCAGGACAUCCACUGUGUGGGUUCGCUGUGCAAGCUGUACUUCCGAGAGCUGCCCAACCCCCUGCUUACCUACCAGCUCUACGAGAAGUUCUCUGACGCUGUAUCAGCAGCGACUGACGAGGAGAGACUCAUUAAAAUCCAUGAUGUCAUCCAACAGUUGCCUCCACCACAUUACAGGACUCUGGAGUUCCUGAUGAGACACCUUUCCCACCUGGCCACCUUCAGUUACAUCACCAACAUGCACAGCAAGAACCUGGCCAUCGUGUGGGCUCCCAACCUACUGAGGUCAAAACAGAUCGAGUCGGCAUGCUUCAGCGGAACAGCAGCCUUCAUGGAAGUCCGUAUCCAGUCAGUGGUGGUGGAGUUCAUUCUCAACCACGUGGACGUUCUCUUUAGCACCAAGCUCAGUUCGCUCAUACGAGACGGAGCAGGUCAUAAUUCACUGUCACGCCCCAAGUCUUUGCUGGUGUCUUCUCCCUCCACCAAACUGCUGAGCCUGGAGGAGGCCCAGGCCAGGACUCAGGCUCAAAUCAAUUCCCCAGUCACGGAUGAUAGCAAGUACAUUGAGGUGGGCGAGGGUCCUGCCGCCCUGCAGGGCAAGUUCCACACAGUCAUCGAGUUCCCCACUGAGCGGAAAAGGCCUCCCAUUAAAUCUAAGAAGUCCCCAGUGGGUAGUUGGCGCUCUUUCUUCAACCUGGGAAAAUCUUCUUCCAUGUCCAAGCGAAAACUGCAUCGCAACCCCAGUGAGCCCAAUGAGCUGAAGGCUAUGGCUCUAGCUGGAGGAAGAGGAGACACUGGAACGUUGAGAUCCGCCAAGAGCGAAGAGUCACUAACUUCCCUACAUAAUGUUGAAGGGGAGUCAAAGGUGUACCGUCCACGGCGGCCACGCUCCAGCAGCGAUGCCCUGUCCGCCUCCUUCAACGGCGAGCUGCUGGACAGUCGGCAGCACUGUAACUCUUACGAUAACCUGGACGCCACAGAGGAGAGCGACGGGGACGACGGCCCCAUCUGCGUGCCCGCCCUCAUCUCCCCGCCUCGCUCAGCUGGCGAGGACGUAGACCUCAGCCCUCCUGACAUCGGCAUGGCCUCCCUGGACUUUGACCCCAUGUCCUUCCAGUGUAGUCUCCCUGACACCUCCUGCUCCUUCCCUCUGGAGGAGUCGCCCUCUGGAGCUGAGGGCCCCAGCCUAAAGAAGAGCUUUGGCAACACGGAGGGCAAUGCCAAUGGCUCCAAGCCCCUCAAGCCUUCCUCUUUGAGCAGCAUUACAGGCCCACUGCUGUCCUCUGACCUUAACCAGGCAACUGGGGCCAAGGUGGAGAGCAAGAAGCUGACCUCUUCCUAUUCUUACAUAGAUAAACCCAUGCAGGCUGUGUCACCAAUUAAAUGCACAAAGUCUGCCAGUUUAGCGCCACUGGUCAUUCCAGAGCUUUUCUCUAUGGAGAUACCUGACAAAAACACGAAAGGGCAGGGUGUAACUACCCAGCCUACGCCCCCCUCCUCUUUACCCAGGGACUCUCCUCCCUUCAUGGGUAGUGUCCUGCUUAGGACAGCUGAGCCUUCUCUGAGUGAAGCCUUCCAGAUGGAACUGCACUGCAAGCUUGCUGCCUUCGACAAUGUGGACAGUAGAGAACCAAAAGGAAAAGAGGAUAAACGGCAAGAGCCGGUUGCUAGCAGCAAGGAACAGCAAGUCCCCCUCUCAGGAGUCGUACCUCUGGAUUCAUCAAAGGACCCCUCAUCCCCUGGCUCCGUGACCCCCCUCUUCUCUGCCCCCAGUUCUGUGACCCCCCUCUUCUCUGCCCCUCCCCCUCCCCCUCCUAAGAACGCUGCCCGCAUGCUGGCCCUGGCCCUCGCUGAGUCUGCCCAGCAGGCGUCCAUUCAGUCCCAGAGCAGACCCUCCGAGCUCCCCACACUGGAGUCACUAGUCCAGCCAGGGCAGCCCCUAAACAUCCAGGACACCCUUCCUGUCCUGCACCCACAGCUUCAGGCUACCUCUGAGGAGGGAGCUGGAGGGGGACGCUCCCAGAACGCAAAUGCCCCGGCCUCUUAUCCCUCUACUACCACCCCACCGGGCAGCCAGCAGCUGCCCAAGUCAGCCGGCACAAACUUCAGGCCAUCCAACCGUGCCAAGUCGCCCACCACCCCACCUGGAACCAGACAGGAGACGGAUAUCACCCCACCAGCCACACCCCUUCACCAGAGUGGCCCGCUCCCCAGCUCAUCCAGCCAGGUUUCUCCAGUGCGGAAGAGUCCAAGGGGGCAACAGCCGGUUGUAGCUCAGGUAUCAUUUAGUACUAGCAUGACCAGUACUGCUUCAACCACCACCACCACAACUGGCGCAAGGAGCUGCAAGGAAACAGGUCUCCUACAACAACCUGUUAUUGAGGUCAAGGCAGAAGAGGCGGUACCACCCCCAACCCUUCCAAAACCCACAGAGCUGCAGGCUCAGACCACUCAACAGCAUAAAAAGCAGGCUGUCUCACCACCUCAGCCACAAACGCAAACUCCACUGCAAACUCAGUCCCGAGCUCAAGUCCAGUCUGAACCGCCGACACAACCUCAACCUCAAAUCCAGCCCCAUCUCCAGCCUCAUGUGCAGUCUCAAACACAUGUCCUCCCUCAAACACAAGCCUCACCCUUACCCCAGUCUCAUUCACACACAAAGGCAAGUGCUAGGGUGGCCCCUACUUCAGCUGAGCCUGUUGAGAAGCCUUGGGAGGCCAUAAAGCCUGUACAGCCCUGUAUAGAACCCAUAAUUCUCCGUGACCCUUAUGGACCCACACCUCCAACACCUCCUGUCCGCACUCUUGAGAGUAAACUGGCCACUGCAGCCCUCAGCCAAGCUGAGGUGAACUUCCUUGUGCUGGCAGAGGGCUCUACGCCAGCCCCCCUGGAAGAUGCUCUUCCUCACCAUCCUCCAUCACCUCGCAAAUCUUCCAGCCACCCAUCAGCCUACCCGUACCACACCAAAGGAGAUACAGUUUUAUUUGAUCCUCCAGGGUCUGGCUACUACCACCAGCGGCACAUUCCUCUUGGACCACAGUCAAUACCACAGCACUACCGACCAGACAGCGUACCUCCACAUCACUCCUAUGUGUCCAAGUCUGAGCCUCAGAUACCUUACAGCGCCCGUGUAGACAACCACUACAGUACUCUGGGCCCCAGGUCCUACCACCACUCCAUGAAGACCCGCAACCCCAGGACCAUGUACAUUUCCCCUGGGACAGGGCAUCAAGGUCAGGGUUACAGUACCAUUGACAGAGCCCAUGGCUACCCCACCAUCCGCAGAGUACACUCACUCCAUGUCCCCUCUACUAUUCGCUCAGUGCCCAUCCAGCGGACCGAGGUCCCUCCAGAUGAUGAAAUGUUCUUUUACCAAAGGCCUACGUUCCAGUGCAAGACUUACCAGCAGCCUCAACAGCAGUCCUCCCAAGCAGACUACCACGUCACCCAGCUACAGCCUUAUUUCGAGAACGGACGGGUCCAGUACCGCUACAGUCCCUACUCAGGUGCCAACCCACUGGAGGCCCCCUUUUAUGAUGUGGACCCUUACGGCACCAUCCGCCUUCGCCACCUGCACUCUCAUGGCAGUCGAGGAGAUGUGGGAGCGAACGUCGGCCGACCUGGGGGCAAGGCGAGCGGCUACCACUAUCUGGCAUGUCAUGUUCUCCCACCUGGGAAGGAGCACAGCUUUGUGAGCAGGGACAUGCCCCCAGGUCACGGGCCCAAAGGAGCUGCUGUCUACGUUUCCUGGGACCCUGAGGAAUCAGAACGGCUGCGCAUGCACUCAAUUCGCAGGGAGAGCAGGGCAAGGCAGAAGAUUAAGGGUCCUGUCCUGUCUCAGUACGACAACGUGGGCCUGUUCACACCAGUGGAUGUAGCUGGCUAUGAAACGCUGCACUCGCGCAGUAAAUCUGACCCAGGCAAAGCUAUGCUGAUCCCAUCGGAAAGCAAAGAUGGGCGCUAUCUCCCCAGGCAGCUGGUGUCAGACCCUGACAUCCUCAUGUAUAUGGAGACCGACAAGCUCAGCCAGGGCAACACAGUCGGCGAUAAGAUGGACGGGGUUGCCAAACAAAGCAGCUCCAAGAAAUGCCAAUCCUCACACUCCCUUCCAGCAACUCAGAGCCACAGUCUUUCCCAUCAGCAUGACAGCAGCCGGCACGAGGCCAAGUAUGACUUUGGAGAGGAGAAGCUGGGCGGAGACGGCAGCAGAUCUAAACACUGGCAGCAAGAGUAUCUCAACAAAAGGAACUUCCAACCGCGGUACGAGCGCCCCGAACCUGACCACCAACCGAGUAAGGCUAAAAUAUCUAGUGGCUACCACAGCACAGAUGAACAGCCGCCAGCUCCCAGAGAACAGAAAGCCCGUUCGAAGCCAGAGCGAUCCCACAGCGUUCGAGAGCAGCAGCAGCAGCAGCAGCAUUAUAGCCAGGGCACCCCUGACCUGGACAGAGACUACUCCUGUCAGAAACACGGCACCAAGUCGGCGCAGUCCCACUACGACAACUUGGACGACUACCACCCAAUACCUCAGCCACAGGCCCCUGUUCAAAAACGUGGAGGCCCGAGCUCCUUCCCCGCCCCUGGCUUCUCAGUGGCGCCCACCAACAGAGCGUACUCCACAGCCUUGGGCCAGGGCGCCUUUCUUCAGACUGACUUGGCCGUCCAAAGGCCAGAGACAGAAAUCCGUACAGAAUGAAUGGAUUCAGGUGGGAAACGUGUGAGAAAGUCUCUUUAGCUGUGUUAAAGAAAGCAGACGAUAGCCUCCUGAGCUAGCGACGAGCAGCCUCUGCAGGACAGCGGACUGUCAUAUGGCCAUUAUUUUUGUUUCUCUGUAUUUUUAACGAAAUUGUAAAGAAAAUCUUUAGAGACUUUUUACUGAAUGUACCAGAUAUUAUUGUCCAAGAGGUCAUGUUGUUUUGAUUGAUUGAGACAGUAGCCAGUCAUAAAUACGAUAUUAAAGAUGUUAGUUACACUAAAGAACAACCACAGACGUGUAAAAUAUACCUACGAGGAUAGAAUCACUAGUUAAAAGGGAUUUUUCUUUUGUUUUUGUGGAGGUCCGGCGCCGGGGUACGAGCAUUAACUGGGAUUAAUGUUUGCAUUUUAGAAAUGCAUGUACUCUUUAUAUCUCUUACAGAACAGUUCUGUGUACUUGUACAAUAUCCGUAGUGUAUGUGGAUGUUACAGCACAAGACUUCGUAGGAGGAAAUCCGUAAAUCAUCAUGCCCCCCCCCCUGCACACACACACACACACACACACACACACACAGACACACACCUCUGUGUACGCAACAACGUGGUACGACGUGUCAACUUGGUUGUUAAAUGUCCGUCAUUCGGGGUCGUGGCCCAAGAGUGCGAUGUCGAGGUGGUUACGGAGCUGCAAGGGUUACUUUCAAUUAAUAUAGUGGUUAUUAAUGUCUUAUUUACUCUGUGACUGUGCCAUUUUUAUGUAACUUUGCUAUAUAUAAAAAAAAAAAAAAGGAGUUGGGUUCUAAUCAGACGUUUUGGUACUUGUUUGUUCUUCAUUGUCGGAGGGACCAAGCGGUUUGUGGUCUGGGCUCAGCGUAGUGUUCUUCUUGCACACGGGGGAUUACGAGGGGACGUUUGACUAUAACUCUGGGUGUGUAAGAGGUUAUUUUGAUUUCAAUUGGUUGUUGUUAUUUUUGUUGUUGUUUUUUUUGUUUGUUUUUUUUUUCUCUCCAUUUUCAAAGAACUUUACACGAAACUGGAAAACCUGAAUAAAGUUACCUGGAAACAC
Molecule: messenger RNA, 6768 nt
Organism: Lampris incognitus (smalleye Pacific opah)
Lineage: Eukaryota; Metazoa; Chordata; Actinopteri; Lampriformes; Lampridae
Gene: arhgap32b
Product: Rho GTPase activating protein 32b
Exons: 20
Coding region: 265-5703 (1812 amino acids)
Biological process (GO): small GTPase-mediated signal transduction
Cellular component (GO): fibrillar center; Golgi apparatus; cell cortex
Molecular function (GO): protein binding; GTPase activator activity
Source: RefSeq, a predicted model, not a curated record